This is a messenger RNA of Monopterus albus (swamp eel), 4864 nucleotides long. RefSeq names its product interferon alpha/beta receptor 1b-like. The coding region runs from base 128 to 1444 and encodes 438 amino acids. Gene Ontology annotation, biological process: cytokine-mediated signaling pathway. NCBI's taxonomy places the organism in Eukaryota, Metazoa, Chordata, Actinopteri, Synbranchiformes, Synbranchidae. The record is from RefSeq and is a predicted model, not a curated record. Gene Ontology annotation, molecular function: protein binding; interferon receptor activity. The transcript is spliced from 9 exons. Gene Ontology annotation, cellular component: plasma membrane.
AUGUUCAGUCGGCACACUUUGCAGAAGUUGGUGUUGAUCGCUGCUUACAGGAAUUUGGCACAUAGACCCGUUUAUUGACGGAAGGCCUAAGUUUGCUCUUGAGAAGUCUGGAUAGAGACAACGAGCAAUGAAAAACCGUCCGUGGAAAGGUUUAUUGUCAGUAGCGUUACCUCGCAGAAUGUCAAACAUGUUCACUGCGUUCAUUGUCGGCCUUAUUUUUUGGUCCCUCCAAAGCAGCGUUGCUGGAGCAGGGCUGGCCCCACCACAGGACUUGAUCAUGAUUACCUUGAACACCAAUUACACACUGACUUGGGACUGGGACCAGAAUUCUGCAGAGAGUCACGCUGUCAACUUCACCACGCAAUAUGUCGGGAAGUACAAGCUGAAGUACAAGCUGAAUUCCAAGAAGAAGAGUCCAGACUGGUCGACAGCCUGUGAAGAGAUGUCACGGAGAUCAUGUGAUCUUACAGUGUUCAACCUUCACUACCUGAGCAUCUAUGUGCUUCGUGUACGAGCCAAUGUAAAUGGGCAUCACUCUGACUGGGUGCAGAAAGAAUUCUGCCCUGAUAAAGAUGCUGCUGUGGGUCCGCCAAGCAAAGUGGAGACUGAACCUGCUGGAAGUGACCUGGAUGUUUUCAUCUUUGACCCUCUGACCAACAACAACACUUCCAUGAAGGACCAUCUUCCAAAGUUGUACUACCAUAUUCUUUACUGGGAACGCUCCAUAGACAGCCAGGCCUUAAGAACCCAGACGUUAAGAAGCAGUGCCAACAUGGUGACACUACCAAACCUGAAGGCCUGGACAUGGUAUUGUGUGAGCAUCCAGUCACGUGAUGACUUCUAUAACAAGAGCAGCAGCUUUACCUCACCCCAGUGUAUGCAGACUGAAGGUAACACUCCAUGGUGGCAGAUCUUUCUGUAUUUCCUGGGCUCUCUGGUGUUGUGUUUCCUGGUCAUGCUGCUGUCACUGUAUACCUCGUUUUGGUGUUACAGGACCCUGAAGGCAACAUUGUACCCCUCCAUUCAGCUGCAUGCACACUUCAUGGAGUAUCUUUGUGACUCUUCUGGCUCUGCUAUUCCUCACCUCCUCACCCCGGAUGCAGAAUCAGAGCUGCUGUGUGACAAGGUGACCGUCUGUGCAGAGCCAGCAGUCCUAGAAAUCCACAGCCCUCCUCCUGGGGCCCUGCUAGCUCCCCCAUCAGGCCUAGAUCCAGACGUCAGACACAGUCGUCAAGACAGCGACAGCAGUGGAGACUCCGGAGUGUACUCCACAGGGGGCAGCUCCAGCCUGCAGCAGCCCAACAGCAGUCAAUCCUCCACAGGGGCCAAAGACGUCUGGUUGGGCCCCUUUGACCUGGAGCAGGUAAAACUGCAGCAGAUGGCUCCAGGACUCAAGAGUCAGCGUCUGAUCGCAGAUGAGGGCAUUGUAGACGUGCGUGUCUGAAGAUGUACAGGAAAAGACACUGGUUGAGAAGCUCAUGAAACAAGGAUGGUGUUAAAGAAGACAGAUAUGUGUCCAAUGUACAGUGUGCAUUUUCUCCAGCUGCCACUGUGAAACAGAGUGGAGGGUGCCAUUAAAAUAAAUGGUAUGAUACAAGACAGAAAAAACGAGAUCACAAGUGACGGACUGACACAAGGAACAACCCUGGUCUGCUCUGGUGUCACGAUGUGUUUCCGACUUUCAAGGAAGAAGGGUGUUGUCAUUCUGAAGACAACGCACUUUAGUCUUGGCCUAUCUCUUAAAAUUGUGGAUCCUUGUGUGACCAAUCUGUUGUAUGUUCCCUUCACCUGGUCUCCAGCAGCCACUGUCUUAACCCUCUUGUUCAUGUUGUGACUGCUGCUCUAAGUCACUGUGGCUGAGAGUAAAUCUUUGUAGCAAGUAGUGUUUUUUUAUCUCUUUUACUGUCACGUGGCUUAAAUGAUAGAACAUGAAUAAUUUACAGCAGCUGAUUAGGUAGCAGUAAUUAAUGGGUGGGUCUGUUCUCAAAUCAAGGUGAUGUUGCAGACAAGUCCAAAUCUUUGAGCCUCGAGUCUAUUUUGCUUUUAUAGUGUAGUGUAGUGAAUGUUCACGAAACAAAGGCACUGCAAAACAACUGAGCAGUUUAUUAGGGACACCUAAUUAAAGCUAGUAUAACCCAAUUGUCUUGCAUUAAAUCCUCCUCCAUGAAGAUAAUGCUCAGUUUUUGGUUGGAACUGUAUAAAGGAGGUCUGAAUUGUUGAAUUGUAAAGGAGGUCAGAAUUGUUGGCCGUUGCAAUGCAACAGGCAACAAUUGUUGGCCGUUGCAUUGCAACAGGCAACAAUUCUGUCAUUUCUCCUGAACUUACCAGGUCACACUCUCUCUACCUCAUUAACCACAUUAGAGCCAGUAUGAUUUGGGCCAGACUUUGGUUCUUGGUCGGGCAUUUUUUACUAGAUGCAAUGUGGACCUGUGAGGACGUCUGCUGUAGAGGCCAAUUUGGUAACUGUUGGACUUGUAGCAGCCUGGGACCAGAAUUGUAACACAGGAAGCUACCUACCAAGGUAUUUUUCUCCAGUCAUGUGUGUAGGCAGUUAUUCAGUUCAGCCAGCGGAAGACUGUAAUGGUCAUGUGUUAUGGACAGUGUGAGAGAAUUUUUCUGUUUAUGAAACUGCCUGGGCUCCUUAUCUAUUGCUAAACUGGCAGCCAGACAGUGAAGGGUUGUUGGGCCAAGCUUGUUGACUGUUUGGGUCAUUGUUCUACAGGAAAGCAAUUGACUUGUUCUAGCCUGCUGAUAAUGCUGCUCAAGUUGGAACAAGUGGUCGCAGAUCCUUCUCUGUGACAAAUGUCACUGUAUGGAAAGCAAACAACACACAAGUAUGUGCUUUCACAGUAUAAAUGUUUAGUUUGAAUAAUGCAGCUCCUUUUCUAAAAUCCCACUCAUAAGCUGCAUUUCCACCAGUGGAACUUUCCCUGGGCAUCAAGAACCUUUUGUGGAAAUUAGUUUCUCUACCUGUUUUUCCACUGGAGGAUCCAGGGCCUAAAUUUAGUCCCGAGGUGUCAUUCUCCCGACGAUGAAAGUAUCUAGUCUGGGGGUAGUCUUUUCUGAAGGUCUAAGAACAAUCAGCGGGUUUAAGUUUAUAGCGCUGCAGAGUGGAACAUCACAGACUGGUCAAAUACAGGGCUGUACAGCACGAACAUUACACUCACUGAAGUGAGUAGAAAUUUGUGUGUGCCAAUGUGAAAAAUGUUUUAGGUGCACUGAUGGAACAGACUCCACAUUACUUGGGUUUUCGGUUUGCAAGGAGUGUGUGAUUCCAUUCACUUCCUGGUCCAAACCUCUCCAGACCCAAAUGGUGAAGCCUGUCGCGCCCCCCCCGUUUCAUGCUUUUUUUGUGUAAAAUAAUUGCAAUUCUAAUUUUGCUUGUUGACAAAAACCUAAUAAAUAAAUAGUGAGGCAUGUCUGGGACUAAAACAAUCUGUACAUGGUCUUUCAGCUCAGAGUUGUCAGCGUCACCGUUUUACCUGACAGCAAAAUAACCAAAUUAGACCAAACCACACAUGUCAUAGUAAAUGUAUUCAUAUAGUGUUGUGUCCAGCUCAUUUUUAAUAGUUCCUGGCUUUUACCAUUACUUUCAUCAGUGUAAAAUGCAUCAGUAUAGUGUUUACAUUAACUUCAUGCUAACUAGCUAGCUACAUUACAAAGCAGCAAAACAGCACACUUUUAGAAGUUUUACGACAUUAAUUUAAGAAUACCGAGACUUAUCUAAUCUACUUUUCAUUGCAAGAAAACCGGUAAAAAUAGCUGAUCUAUUUUUGAUUCAGGUCUAAUGAAACAAUGGGCAGCACAACACUGCAGAACCCAGAAGAACAAACCAAGGUUUGGACCAAGAAAUGGAAUCUUAUACUACUUAAUUAGCGGAUAGAUCAUAAAUCCCACCUUCUCUGUGUUAGUGGAUGUUACCUGAGCCAAACUACAAAUUCAAAGUACAGAUCAAAUAAAUUUUUCCCAGAGGUGAUUUCUGUAGUACUUGGUAGAUAAUAUCAUACCAAUGUGUGUACAUGUGGUCAUUUUUCUGAUAAUUGUAUUUAAUAAGUUAUUAGAUUAUAUGAAACUUGGUGUAUUUUGAUUGGCUGUGUGAUGCUGUCACUCCACUUCUGGUCUGUUUGUGAAAUAGCAAGAUGGCAGCCACUGUACUUGGGCUUCACUUUUGCAUAGUGGAGGGAAGUGGUGAUGCAGUGUCCAUCAUACAUGAGUCAAGGGUCUAGGUUUUCUGUAUUAAAGUCCUGUAAAUAAACUGUAUGCCUCGGGCAGUGCUGGACAUUGCCAGGUUAGGGUUAGACCUACUUACAGAUUUGAAAUUGUCCUGUUUAACAUUUAACUGAAAUAUCACAUUUUGGUUAGACAGAAGAAUUUGGACGGAGAAAUCCACUUUAAACAAAGUAGUCUGGGCUAAAAAGGGAUUUCUGUUCAUAGUCGUUGGUCUAUCUCAGCUACUUGUUAAAAUGUCUGUGUAAAAUGAAACAUCUUCUGCAAACAGUUCUGUUGUGUUUGUAUCAAAAACAAAAGAAAGGAUCAUUUUUAUUUCUCUCAUUUCCUGUAUUUGAAUAUAUUCAGUGUAAAUUAAUCCCAGAGGGAAAAAGUCGGUUAUAAAAGCUAAUGUUUUCUUUGUGUGUGUGUCUGACAAAGCUUAUUACUUUUAACAGAGUAUAACAUUUUUAUUUUUCCUUUUAUAAUACUUGUAUAAUCUUGGUGCCAUAUUAGUUCUGUAUGACUUAUUUUGUAUGUAUUUUUAAUUGGAGCUUUACGAGUUCUACUUCUCUUCAUGGAGAAACAGUUGUCACAGAACGUGCAUCUGCAGACUUGCAGUAUAGAGCCACAAUUCUUAUUAUAUGUUCACAUCUCA